Scomber japonicus (chub mackerel) is the source of this 5769-nucleotide messenger RNA. RefSeq names its product laminin, beta 1a (gene lamb1a). The record is from RefSeq and is a predicted model, not a curated record. Gene Ontology annotation, biological process: cell migration; basement membrane assembly; substrate adhesion-dependent cell spreading. Lineage: Eukaryota; Metazoa; Chordata; Actinopteri; Scombriformes; Scombridae. Gene Ontology annotation, cellular component: laminin trimer. The coding region runs from base 1 to 5406 and encodes 1801 amino acids. Gene Ontology annotation, molecular function: integrin binding; extracellular matrix structural constituent. The transcript is spliced from 33 exons.
AUGUUGAAGAUGUUCGUGCUGCUGCUGCUCGCUCUACAGGCGCUCACCUUGGUCCAGGUGGUGGCCCAGGAGGAGGGGGCCCAGAUGGGGGGGGGCCAGGAGGGGGGGGGGCAGGUGGACGGCAGCCUCCCGGAGCUCAGUGACGUCUGCACUGAAGGCAGCUGUUACCCAGCAACAGGAGACCUUCUGAUUGGACGAGCCCACCAGCUGUUUUCUACCUCCACCUGCGGACUGAACCGGCCCGAACCGUUCUGCAUCGUCAGCCACCUGCAGGAGGAGAAGAAGUGCUUCGUGUGUGACUCCGUGGAGUCCUACGAUGAGCUGACCAAUCAGACGAGCAACCAUCGAGUCGAGAACGUCGUCACAACAUUCGCUCCAAACAGGCUGAAGACCUGGUGGCAGUCAGAGAACGGUCUGGAGAACGUCACCAUUCAGCUGAACCUGGAGGCCGAGUUUCACUUCACGCAUCUCAUCAUGACGUUCAAGACGUUUCGUCCCGCUGCCAUGGCGAUCGAGCGGUCAGCUGACUUCGGGAACAGCUGGCAGGUUUAUCGUUACUUCGCCUACGACUGCGAGACGUCCUUCCCGUCCGUCUCCCACGGGCCCAUGCAGAAGGUCGAUGAUGUCAUCUGUGACUCACGCUACUCUGACAUCGAGCCGUCCACGGAAGGAGAGGUGAUUUUCAGAGUUCUGGAUCCGGCGUUUCAAAUCGAUGAUCCGUACAGUCCUCGAAUCCAGAACAUGUUGAAGAUCACCAAUCUGAGGGUGAAGUUCACCAAGCUGCACACGCUGGGCGAUAACCUGCUGGACUCUCGUAUGGAGAUCAAAGAGAAGUAUUACUACGCCGUCUACGACAUGGUGGUCCGAGGGAACUGCUUCUGCUACGGACACGCCUCUGAGUGCGCCCCCAUCCAGGGAGCCAGCCAGGCCAGGGAGGGCAUGGUUCAUGGUCACUGCAUGUGUAACCACAACACCAAAGGUCUGAACUGUGAACUGUGUCAGGACUUCUACCACGACUUGCCCUGGAGACCAGCGGAGGGUCGCAACACCAACGCCUGCAAGAAGUGUAACUGCAACCAGCACUCGGACUCGUGUCACUUCGACAUGGCCGUGUUCGUGGCGUCGGGAAACGUGAGCGGAGGCGUCUGUGACGACUGUCAGCACAACACGGCCGGACACAGCUGUGAGCAGUGCCGACCGUUCUACUACCAGCAUCCUGAGAGAGACGUCAGAGACCCCAACAUCUGCCAGCAGUGUAACUGUGACCCGGUGGGCUCGCUGAACGGAGGACUCUGCGACAGGACGACGGACGUUCGAGCCGGACUGAUCGCCGGUCAGUGUCGCUGUAAAGUCAACGUGGAAGGAGAACGCUGCGAGCGCUGCAAGCAGGCGUACUACGGGCUGAGUGACGAGCCCGAAGGCUGCAAAGCGUGCACGUGCAGCCCUCUGGGAACGGUUCCUGGUGGAAAUCCCUGUGACAGUGAAACAGGAAGCUGCUUCUGUAAACGACUGGUGAUUGGACGAGAUUGUGACCAGUGUGUGUCUGAACACUGGGGUCUCAGUAAUGAUGUUGAUGGCUGCAGACCAUGUGACUGUGACCUGGGAGGAGCCGUCAACAACCAGUGUGACCAGCAGAGCGGCCAGUGCAGCUGCAGGAGUCACAUGUUCGGCCGGCGCUGUGAUCAGGUGGAGUCGGGUUUCUACUUCAUGGCUCUGGACCACUACACCUACGAGGCCGAGGACGCCAAGUUCGGACCCGGGGUGACGGUGGUGCCGAGGCCCCAUCCUCUGGACCGCAGCCCCACCUGGACCGGAGUCGGCCUGGUCAACGUCCCAGAGGGGGCGUUCCUGGAGUUCUCUAUCGACAACAUUCCUCACUCCAUGGAGUACGACAUCCUGAUCCGCUACGAGCCUCAGCUGCCGGACCAAUGGGAGGAGGUUCUGAUGACGGUGAUGAGACCUGGACCAAUCAGAGCAGACAGCCGCUGCGUGAACACCGUCCCCGACGACGACCACCAGACCGUCUCGCUCCACCCCGGCUCACGGUACGUGGCUCUGCCCAGACCCGUGUGCUUCGAGUCCGGUCUGAACUACACGGUCCGCCUCAGCCUGCCGCUGUACUCGGCCCUCAGCGACGUCCAGUCCCCGUACACGCUCAUCGACUCGAUCGUUCUCAUGCCUCACUGUAAGAACCUGGACCUCUUCACGCCGUCUGAAGGAGGAGAGUCCAGCAGCUGGGACACGUUCCAGCGGUACCGCUGCCUGGAGAACAGCCAGGGGGUCAUCAAGUCCCAGAUGACCGACAUCUGCAGAAACUUCAUCUUCAGCAUCUCCGCUAUGCUGCACCAAGGAGCUAAAGAAUGCCAGUGUGACCCUCAGGGCUCGCUGAGCACCGUGUGCGACGCCAGCGGGGGUCAGUGUCAGUGUCGCCCCAACGUGGUCGGCAGGAACUGUGACCGCUGCGCUCCGACCACCUAUCAGUUCGGACCCAACGGCUGCAGAGCCUGUGAGUGCGACUCUCAGGGGUCCCAGCAUCCGUUCUGUGAUCAGCUGAUCGGUCAGUGCAGCUGUGUGUCCGGAGCGUACGGCCGUCAGUGUGAGCGCUGCCUGCCGGGUCACUGGGGCUUCCCGACCUGCCAACCCUGCACCUGUAACGGCCACAGCGACACCUGCGACGCCGCCACCGGCCGCUGCCUCGCCUGCAGAGACCACAGCACCGGACCCCACUGCGACAGGUGUCUGGAUGGUUACUAUGGCGACCCGGUGCUGGGGUCAGGCGACCACUGUCGUCCCUGCAUGUGUCCCGACGGACCCGGCAGCCUGCGGCAGUUCGCAGGAAGUUGUUACCGUGCCGACAGCUCCCAGCAGGCCGUCUGUGUUUGUAACACUGGAUACAAAGGUGCUCGCUGUGAUGAGUGCUCACCUGGUUACUAUGGAAACCCAGGUGAGGCAGGAGGGCAGUGCCGACCCUGUCAGUGCAACAACAACAUCAACAUGAUGGACCCGGACUCCUGCGACAGCCGGACCGGCGAGUGUCUGCGCUGCCUGCACCACAGCGAAGGUCCUUCCUGCGAGAGCUGCAAACUGGGUUACUAUGGCAACGCCCUGCUGCAGGACUGUAGGAAGUGCGUCUGCAACCAGCUGGGCACGGAUGCGUCGAGCUGUCCGUCUCCUGGCGACUGUCACUGCGACCGCAGCAGCGGACAGUGUCGCUGCUUCCCCAACGUGAUCGGCCAGCUCUGCGACCGCUGCGCUCCUGAUUCCUGGAACAUGGCGAGCGGCCGCGGCUGCCAGACCUGCGACUGCGACGCCAAACAUUCGGACCAGACUUCGUGCAACGAGAUCAGCGGUCAGUGCUCCUGUCAUCCCGGCUUCGGAGGAAGAACAUGCAGCGAGUGCAGAGAGCUGUUCUGGGGAGACCCGGAGGUCAAAUGUCACGCGUGUGACUGUGACCCCCGUGGUAUCGUGGAUCAGCAGUGUGAUAAGGUCAAAGGUCACUGUGUGUGCGUGGAAGGCGUGUCGGGUCCUCGCUGUGACUCGUGUUCUCGCGGGUUCUCCGGAACGUUCCCCGACUGCCGGCGCUGCCACCGCUGCUUCUCCGAGUGGGACGCCGUCAUCGGCCAGCUGACCAAUCAGACGCACCGCCUCGUUAACAAGGUCAACGCCAUCAAAGCCAGCGGCGCCGGCGGCCCGUACAGGAAGUCCAUCGCCAGCAUGGAGAGGAACGCCGCCGACAUCCGGGUUCUCCUGGACCAGAACCCCGCCGCAGAACCGCUCAGCGAGAUCCAGGACCUGCUGCAGCAGGCCAGCGACCUGAUGGGGAACCUGAACCAGGCACUGAACCACACGGAGACUCUGGUCCAGGUCCAGGAGGGGGACCGCCGGGUCGGACUGAAACUGGAUUCUGUGUCAGCAGACGCUCAGAAACUGGACCAGACGGUUCGGGACCUGCUGGACCAGCUGGAGGUCGUCAAGAACUCCGACAUCAGAGGGGCGACCGCUAGCGUCACAAAGUACUUCCUGCAGUCUCAGGCGGCUGAAGCCCGAGCCAACGCGUCGACCUUUGACCCCGGCAGCGCCGUGCAGAGCUCCGCCCUCCUGCGGCGGCUCACUGAGGACAAGAUCAACCAAUCAGGAGCCGGCUUCCUGCAGAGACACACUGAGCACGCUCAGAACCUGGACGACCUGGCGGGACACCUGCAGACCCUCGACCUAUCAGAGCUCAGCACCAAGACCUGCAGCCCGGUGGACCCGGUGGACCCGGCGGACCCGGUGGACCCGGUGGACCCGGUGGACCCGGCGGACCCGGUGGACCCGGCGGACCCGGACUGUGACGGUCUGGUGAUGAAGGCUCACAGCAGCUGGAUGAAAGCUCGGGAGUCCGACCAGGAAAUACUCAGCGCCAUGCAGGAAGUGGACCGGCUCUCUAAGAUGGUCCAGGAAGCCAAGCUGAAGGCGGACGAGGCGAAGCUGAGCGCGCAGAACGUUCUGAUGAGAACCAACAGAACCAAACAGAACGUGGACCAGAGCAACGAAGAACUCAGAACCCUCAUCAAGCAGAUCCGAGACUUCCUCACACAGGACGCAGCAGACCUGCAGAGCAUCGAGAACGUGGCCAAUCAGGUUCUCGCGCUGCAGAUGCCGACGACGGCGGUUCUCCUGCAGAACCUCACGGCUGAGAUCCGGAUCAAGGUCUCGGAGCUCGGAGACGUGGAGGAGGUUCUAAAGCAGAGCGCUGACGACAUCCAGAGAGCCGAGAACCUCCUGGACCAGGCUCGCAGGGCCGGAACCGAAGCGUCAGACGUCAGAGACUCGGCACAGGAAGUGAAACGAGCUCUAAAAGAAGCUCAGCGAGCUCAGACGGCGGCGAGCGGCGCCAUCCGGCAGGCGGCCGCCGACAUCCUCAACACCAACCAGCUGCUGUCCUCCGUGGAGUCGGAGACAGAAGACACAGAGGUGAAGUUGAACAAUGCGACCCGGCGGCUGCAGCGGCUCGGACAGGAUGUGACUCUGCUGAGAGACAAAGCUCGGAACGUCACACUGAACACCAAACAGACCAAUCAGGAUGCAGCAAGCAUCAGAAAGAUGGCAGAAGAGGUGAAGAAGGAGCUGAACUCGGAGGUGAAAGGUCAGUACGCCACUGUGGAGCAGCUGAUUGGUCAGAAAGCAGCAGGUGUGACCGACGCCAAGAAGAGGGCGGAGUCACUGCAACAGGAAGCCAAAGAGCUGCUGCUGCAAGCUAGCAACAAGCUGCAGCUGCUGAAAGAGCUGGAGAGGUCACAUGAUGAGAACCAGCUGGCGUUGGAGCAGAAGGCGGAGCAGCUGGUGGAGCUGGAAGCCGCCGUGAAGGAGCUGCUGCAGCAGAUCAGCCAGCAGGUCACCGUCUACAGCACCUGUCUGUUCUAGGUCAAAGGUCAAAGGUCAAAGGUCACUGCUGCAGCAGAUCAGCCAGCAGGUCACCGUCUACAGCACCUGUCUGUUCUAGGUCAAAGGUCAAAGGUCAAAGGUCACUGCUGCAGCCAAUCAAUGGAGUGAUUUCCAAAGUGGACAUUUUAAUUCUCAGGUGUCUGACUGUCCCUGAACGCACCGUCAGGUACUUCUGAGUCAUGUGACUGAAGAUGUAUCGAUGUGAUUGGUCGGUUUAUGAAACGAUGAAUUAAAUGUUCAGUAAAUGUUUUAAUGUCUUUCUGAAAGUUAUAAUCAAUAAUCACUUUAACUGCAGCUACGACCUUUAUUUUAUUUUAUUUUUUUUCUACAUGACCAAAAUCU